UGGUUUAAUGGUUCCAUGGCAGUAGCCUCUUAUUUCCCGAGAGCGGCGCAGCCUUUCACCAUCUCCCCUUCUCGAUCGCUCUGUUCUUCUCUCCUCGUCGUUCUAGCGCCCGGAUAAAGCCUUCGGUGGCCGUCUGCUGCGUUCUACUGAUUCGCUUGGAAGACAGAGAACUCCCACGUUGGUAUUUUUUGUUACUGUCAUCUUGGAGCAGCAAAGUUCUUCCGUCUUCUGGUUUUUUGUGGUGACGACAACGGCAAGGUCUCAAAUCGAGGCCGAUCCCUAGUUUCACGAUUGAAGUAAAAGAGGUUUCUGAUUGCAUCUGCUAUUAGGUUUGUGGUCAGCUCUACGUAUUCAUCUUGGAAGAAUAGCGGAAGAAAAUCUACAAUGGAUAAAUCUCGGCGUGAGAAGAGGAAAGAAGCCCGAUUGGCGAAGCGACAGAGCCGACACAUUUCCUGGAUUGAGCAUCAGAGGGGUAAGAAGGAUCAGAACAAGAAGAAUGCCCUAACAGAUUCAAAACAGAAUUCGGAACUGGCCAAGAUGAAGAUUAAGGAAAAGAAGUCGGACUCUUUGAAGAAGCCUGAUUUUUUGGUUAAGGGCAAAUCCAAGUCUAAGUUCCAGGAGUUCCUUGAAUUGGACAUGGGAAUGAAUGUAUUAGCUGGUGAGGAGGAUCUGGGGUUGGAGAAGAAACUUGCAAAGAAGCUCAAAGUGAAAGAGGGAAAAUUGAGAGGCCCUGAUGAUGGUAUAAACUUUCUAUUAGGUGGGAGCUCAUUGGAGUCAGAUGAUGACAUUGUUGGAGAAGAUGACAUCAAUGCGGACAGUGGGAAGAUAGAGGAGAGUGAAUUGCUAACAAAGAAAAAGCACAAGAAGAACAAGUCAUCUAAUGCUUCAAAGGAAUCAUUCAAUCAUGAAGUUUAUGACACUCAUAGUGAGACUCUUGAAAAGGUUGAUACCAUGAAUGCAGAUGGGGGUCGGAAGAAGCAUAAGAAGCGGAAGAACUUAUCUGAUGCUUCAACAGAGCAAUUAGAUAAUGAAAUAACUACAACUGAGGGUGGGAGGCACGAGAAGGUUGAUACCAUUAAUUCAGAUGGUGGUCAAAAGAGGCGCAAGAUGAAGAGUUUGUCUACCACUUCAGAGGAGCAUCUGGAGGAGGAACCAACUGAAGGAAAGAUUUCUAAUGCUGAGGAGCUUGAUACGUUAUCCACAAAAGAACCUCAUACAGUUGAACCUGCUGCAGCUUCAAGUAUGAAAUACAUGCCUCCUCAGGUGCGGGCUCGUUUGGGUAUUGAGUUUGAUGAGCUCCUUGAGGUUCGUCGAAGAGUUAAAAGACUUCUGAACCAGCUUAAUGAAUCCAAUGUAGAGUCAAUUACAAAAGAAGUGGCUACAAUUUAUAAAUCUCUCACUCGCAGUGAUGGCUGUCAAAUAGUUUCUCAAGCAUUUCUGGAAGCAUCUACCAAGAAUGAAAGCUUUUCUGCUGCUUUUGCAGCCUUUGUUGCUGGCAUGGCUUGCAUGGUCGGUAUCGACUUCAGCGCAAAGCUAAUUUCUUCCCUCGCUGAAUCAUUUGAGGAUGAGUAUUCAAAGGAGAAUGCAAUGUUUUUGAAGAAUUUUUCCAAGAUUCUUUGCAACAUGUGCAUUUUUGGUGUCUGUUCCAGCGAUCUCAUAUACGACUUGCUUUCAGUGCUGAGCAACCGGUUGAUAGAGUUGGAUAUGUCCGCCAUUGAUACAAUUCUUGAUAAUUGUGGAAUGAAGCUCAGGGGUGAUGAUCCCGUUGCUAUGAAGGAUUUCAUUUUUAAUAUUCAGAAGAAAGUAACUGAAUUUAGAUCUCUAUCUGAUGAUAGUCAAGAAGAGAAGCGAAGUAUUAGUAGAAUGGACUUCAUGCUCGAGAAGAUAUGUAAUAUAAAGAACAACAAGAUGAGAGUGAAAGAAGUCCCUGCGUAUCAUACACGGAUUAGAAAAUGGCUACAGAAGCUAAGAGUGGACGAUAUACUUCUCCGAGGGAUCAAGUGGAGCAAGUUGCUAGAUCCUGAAAAGAAAGGCCAAUGGUGGAUUUCUGGGGAUGGUAUCUUGAAUACUAACGAUUUCGAGGAUGUGGCCGCCACAAUAAACAAGGAGGUUGUAGAUGCACAAAAGCUAAUGCAGCUUGCUGCUGCACAGCGAAUGAACACCGACAUUCGUAGAGCUAUCUUUUGCAUCAUUAUGAGCAGCGAAGACUACCUUGAUGCUUUUGAAAAGCUUCUGAGACUUGAUCUAACAGGAAAACAGGACAGGGAGAUUAUGAGGGUCCUUGUUGAUUGCUGUUUGCAAGAGAAGGUGUUUAACAAGUACUAUACGGUCUUAGCUUCCAAGUUAUGUAACUAUGACAAAAAUAACAAAUUCAGCUUGCAGUACUGCUUGUGGGAUCAUUUCAAGGAACUCGAAUCCAUGGAGCUGAACCGCGCAAUGAACCUCGCAAGAUUCGCCGCCGAGAUGUUAUGCAACUUCUCCCUCUCCCUCUCUGCUUUAAAGGCGGUUGAUCUGGCGAGCCCCAGCAAGCUCACUCCCAAGAGGGUUAUGCAUUUCAGGAUGCUCUUCGAGUUGGUUUUCAACUACAGCGAUGCAGAAGUAUGGAACAUCUUCACCCGCAUCGCUGGCAUCUCUGAGUUAGAGAUGCUGAGGAACAGCCUCAUCUUCUUCAUCAAGCAGUAUGUGGUUGCGGCAAACAAUCAACAAGCUCUUGCCGCCAAGUUCAAGAUCGCGAAGAAAGCUCUCAGUAAUGCAGCUGGUGUGCUUAUGUAGGGCCACUCAACUUUCGGUCCCAAACAAGUUUUGUAAUACUUAUUUUCGUUGAAGAGGUAGAUUAUGUGCGAUUCGGAUGAUUCGACUGGCACUAAUUCUUAUACUGCGUCAUGUUACUGGAGUGCACUGUGUUACUUUGUAAGUAAAGCAAUCGUGUUUCUGGUUAGAGAUUGCCUUACUAGUUGGACAAAGAAAUGAUAAGAAUUGGAAACUCUCUCAUUACAGAGAAGAUUUUAACGAUUUUAAA
Messenger RNA from Zingiber officinale, 3019 nucleotides. RefSeq names its product nucleolar MIF4G domain-containing protein 1-like. The transcript has 14 exons. Gene Ontology annotation, cellular component: nucleolus. Gene Ontology annotation, biological process: ribosomal small subunit biogenesis. Bases 385 to 2772 code for a protein of 795 amino acids. Gene Ontology annotation, molecular function: RNA binding; protein binding. Lineage: Eukaryota; Viridiplantae; Streptophyta; Magnoliopsida; Zingiberales; Zingiberaceae. The record is from RefSeq and is a predicted model, not a curated record.